Messenger RNA from Trichoderma virens Gv29-8, 1449 nucleotides. RefSeq names its product glycosyltransferase family 22 protein. The transcript has 3 exons. Gene Ontology annotation, molecular function: alpha-1,2-mannosyltransferase activity. Bases 1 to 1449 code for a protein of 482 amino acids. Gene Ontology annotation, biological process: GPI anchor biosynthetic process. Lineage: Eukaryota; Fungi; Ascomycota; Sordariomycetes; Hypocreales; Hypocreaceae. The record is from RefSeq and is a predicted model, not a curated record. Gene Ontology annotation, cellular component: endoplasmic reticulum membrane.
AUGUGGCGGCGCACUUAUCUUCUUCUAGUCCUCAUCAGACUCUAUUUUGCUCUGUCGCCCAGUUAUCUUCACCCUGAUGAGAACUUUCAGGGGCCGGAAGUGAUUGCUGGCCAGAUUUUUAGUUACCCUGUCCGGCAUACAUGGGAAUUCACUAGCGAAACCCCGAUUCGGAGUGUCUUCCCGCUCUGGCCUGUAUAUGGCCUUCCCAUGCUUUUGCUCCGCUGGCUUUGGGUUGGCAACGGGCAAGAUGGCGAGGUCCCCCCUAUUGCCGUCUUCUGGACGUUGAGGUGCCUCAUGUUUCUAUUGAGCUUUGUGCUGGAAGAUUGGGCUAUUCACGAGCAAAUUACCUCAACUCGCCAUCGUCGGAUUGCUGUCCUUCUCGUGGCGUCGUCCUAUGUAACCUGGACUUUUCAAACACAUACAUUCUCCAACUCGAUUGAGACUCUGGCGGUUCUGUGGAGCUUGGUAUUGAUAGAGCGCAUCAUGGAUCCUCAUACGACAAGUAUUAACUCAUCUAGUCCUUUUUCAUUGGCGGCCCUGGUUUUGGCUGCCCUUACAACUGCUUUAACUGCUAUUGCUGUCGACACUGCUUUUUACACUCCGGGCCCUAUUACUUGGUCUGAUCUCAUCACCAACCCGGUCAUCACUCCUAUCAACAACCUGGUGUAUAAUUCUAACCCUGAAAACCUGGCACUUCAUGGGCUACACCCCUGGUACCAACAUAUCCUCGGAAACUUGCCGCAGCUUAUUGGGCCUGCAGCUGCGUUGCUGUUUUUACGACCUCAUGUAUCCCUGAGGCUGUGGUCAGCGGUUUCUGGAAUUAUCGUCCUGUCUUUCAUUAAGCACCAAGAAGCGCGGUUUCUCCUUCCGAGUGUGCCACUCAUCCUGUCAUCUUUACAGUUGCCGAAGAAUAAGGCUCUUCUUCGCACGUGGACUGCGAUCUGGGUGAUAUUCAAUCUGUUCUUUGGUGUGCUUAUGGGAACAUAUCACCAGGGUGGUAUUGUCCCUGGGCAAGUGUUUAUGAGCAAACAGCCUGACGCCACAAACGCCAUAUGGUGGAAGACAUAUCCUCCCCCGAUCUGGCUUCUCAACGGCAAAAAUGAAGUUUUGACCACCAAGGAUGUCAUGGGAAUUAAGGGCGAGGAACUGUUGAAACAGUUGGCCGAGUUGGCCACUUGCGAUACCCCUGCAGACCGGCGCAAUACGGAGUAUUUGAAGGAAAAGAACGGAACUUAUUUACUCGCGCCUGCAUCAGCCACCUGGUUAGAUCCAUAUCUUCCAAACAAGGGGCUAGAAGGGCUACGGUUCCGGGAAGUGUGGCGAUACAGGAACCAUCUAAACUUGGAUGAUUUAGAUUUUGGAGAUGACGGAGUCUGGAAUACUCUCUCUAGAGUCAUUGGUCGCCGAGGUCUUGUUGCCUGGCGAGUAACUAAAAGCUGUGGGUUAUAG